CACACACACACAAACACACACACACACAGCUGAACUCGUCAACACAAACAUGGCAACCGGAAUGGAGCUCGCACCGUUCAGACAGUGGGGAGAUUUUUUCCCCGGAGCGGAUAGAUUUGCUAAACCAGACAUUAAAGAUUUAACUAAAUGGAACAACAGAGUGAUAAGCAACCUGCUUUAUUUCCAGACCAAUUAUUUUGCCGUGGUCAUUGUGGUUUUCCUCCUUGUUGGGUUUAUGAACCCUCUCGGCAUGAUCCUGGGUAGUGUCGUGGUGUCGUUGGUGUUCAUGGGGUCGGUGUGGGCCGGAGAGAACAAGGCGGUGAUCAAGAACUUUAAGAAGAACCAUCCGUCGCUGUUCGUCAUCGCCGUCCUGGGAGCCAGUUACUUCCUGCUGUCUCUGUGUGGCGGCGUGAUGGUGUUCAUCUUCGGCAUCACUUUCCCACUGCUCUUGAUCCUGAUCCACGCCUCGCUCCGUCUGCGCAGCAUGAAGAACAAGCUGGAGAAUAAGGUAGAAAGUGUGGGGCUGAAGAAGACUCCCAUGGGUGUGAUCUUGGACCUGCUGGAUCAGCAGGAGGAGAAAAUCAACAAGAUCCAGGAUUUCAUCGAGAGCAAGCUGAAGGACUGAGCGACGGGACGGAUCCGAUCCGAUCCGAACCUAUCCGAGUUUCUCCUCCUGAUCCGUUACUUAUAUAGCACUGUUACACCCAAAUAUUUCCGUCGCUUUCCUUCAGCAGCCAUGAUGUUUACGUUUAAAUUCCUCCGAAGGUCCUGAAGGGCCGCAGCACUGACACCUUUUUCCUUUUCUAGCACAAACCUCUCCCCGAUACGUGUGUUUCAGAUUCGGAACGUGUUUCGGCGCUUCUGCUGAGGAAAACAUGGCCGUCGCCUAAAUGUGGGAAAUCAUAGACUUUAUCAAACAUCAUUAAAAGCAAUAUUUUAUUUAAUGUAAACGUCUCUUUACAACCGUAGCAUCGAACACCUCCUGUUUUCCUAAUUCUCUAUUUAGAAAAGGCGACGACUUCUUUCCUGCAGUGUUAUGCACAAACCUCCACUUAUGCUACAAAAUAUUACAAUAAGCUAUGAAAUAAGCUUUUCUUUCAUAAAAGUUAUCAUUCAGAAUAAAAAAAAUAAAAAACAUUGCAACAAGCUUUUAUUUAAAAAGAAAAUCAAAUACAAAAACAGCAUUGGACUCGUUUUUCGCCAAAAAAAGUUUUAAAACAUUUCAAAAUAGCCUCCCCCCCCAAAAAAAAGGUCAAAUUCCAAAUAUUAAAAAUUCUAAAUAUUUAAAAACAUUGUUACAAGCCCACAAAAAUUAAAAUACAUCAUUCCAAAAUUCCCAAAGAAAAGUUUGAAACAGGGUUACUAUGAUUUUCCCCCAAAAGCUUAAAAUAAAAAACCAUUGUUUAGAAGUUUGUUUUCCAAAAAAAAUCACAAUUCAAAAAUGUCAAAAAUUCAGAAACAUUAGUACAAGCUUUGUUUCUCAAAAAAGUUUGCCGCAAAAAUUCCAAGUCAUCGUUACGAGCAUUUCCCCCAGACAAGCUGUAAUUAUGAAACUAAACAAAACUAAAAUUAUUACAAGUAAAAAAAGUUAUAAUUAAAAGUUUAAAAUAAUAAAUAAAAAAGUUACACUUUAAAAUAAGAAAAAUCAACAGUAUUGUUGCUUUUUUUUUGGUCAGUAAAAAUGAAGGACCGCGAGUGAUGCUUGCUGUUCGCUGUGGAGACGUCUAACCCGACUGCCUUUCUGUCUGGGAAUUCCGACUUCAUAAUUUCAUAGUCAUCUUUAUAUUUAUUGAUUUUUUACUUUAUUUUACAUUGUGAGUAAACUAACUGCAGCAUGAAGCCUGGAUCAUUAGCCUCGGGGUUUAACUUAAACGAGGUGAAACUCGGAACCCGGCAGUGACGCGGCUCUUCACGUCCCUCGACUCGUUUCGUGCGUCUCGUAUUGGGAUUGGAUCAGAUUUUAACCACAUGCCUUUACGCGGAGAGUCAAAUCCGUCUCUGAUUGGUCCGAUUGAAGUCUGAUCAAGUGUUAAUAUGCGAGUGAGUUAAUUACGCUCGAUCACUAGUUUUCCACUCUUUGUGGUUAUAAAUAAAUAAAUAACUAAAUAAUUGCAUGACGUUCUCAUAAAACACCUUAACCUCCUUGAAGACGUGUGCGGCUCACGUGUGUCAUGAUGUAAUGGAUUGUGAGGAAGUUUCGCUUGUGACGUGGCUUCAUGUCUCAGACCUGGGAAUUGCGUUCACACCUACAUGUUUAUGCAGAUUAUUCCAAUCCGGAUUAUCCCGAAAUGUGUGUCGUGUCAAAACAAAACAAAACAACGGCCGAGUGUACACAGCAUCUCGGAUGUGUCGUGUAUUCUGAUCAGUUACGAAAGCUUUAAUACGAAUAUUGCGUUUAUUUUUUAUUUUCAUUGCUCGUAUGUAGGUGUCUGUAUCGUGAAUUCGCACGGCAGGCUAACCGCUACUGUAUAUGCUAGUUUACCUUUCCUUUGUCUAUGCACUUUUUAUUAACUUUUUUUGAACAUGUAUAUUCGUGUCAUAGAGGCCCAGAAUGAGAAUAAUGAUGGAGAACAAAAAUGAAAAAAAAAGCACUUUAGAUUAAAAGAUUGAAAAGUU
Messenger RNA from Ictalurus furcatus (blue catfish), 2616 nucleotides. It is a transcript of the gene arl6ip5b, whose product is annotated as ADP-ribosylation factor-like 6 interacting protein 5b. Bases 50 to 625 code for a protein of 191 amino acids. Gene Ontology annotation, biological process: negative regulation of transport. The transcript is spliced from 3 exons. The record is from RefSeq and is a predicted model, not a curated record. Gene Ontology annotation, cellular component: membrane. Lineage: Eukaryota; Metazoa; Chordata; Actinopteri; Siluriformes; Ictaluridae.